GAGGUAAUGAGCUUAUUAAUAACUUAUGCCAUGCAUUUAACAUCGAACUACAUAAUUCAGGCCCGAUGCUCGGCAAUCCCUGAUUUGUAGCUCACUUUCUACACAAAAUUAAAUAAAACGAGACACAUGUCGUUGAUCCAGCUGCUCUGCCUGAUUCUACUCCCAGUAGCUAUUGAGGGAAACGUGACCGUGGACCAGGACAAGCCAGGCUACAGCCACCUGAGUUCGUUUCUGGUGUCCUUGCGCACUGUGAGGUACGUUCGCCAGCCGGGGGACAACCACUUCUGCACCGGAGUCCUCCUCACAAACCGCCAUGUCCUGACCGCGGCCCACUGCGUUACAGAUAUAAUGGGAAUCCUGAUGAAUCCACACCGAAUUAGGGCCGUCAUCGGAUCACGUUUCUUCGGAAACCCGGAACCCGUGGAGAUAAUCUCAAGAAUCGAUGAAAUACACGUCUAUCCGCUUUACCAAAGAAACAAACGGGACGACAUAGCAGUCCUGCGUUUGAGGAAAACCCUCAACUUUGACGAAAAUCAUUUGGCCAAGGUAAUCAUGGGAAACUCUGAGCUGGAGGUGGGCAGGGAUUGCAAGACUGUCGGCCGAAACUUUGGUGUCAGGAGGCAUAGAUACAACACGACAUAUCCUCUGCGAUUCGCAGAUGUUCAGCUCCGACCUCUCAUGGACUGCAAAAACUCCACCGAAAUUAAGGAGGAGAUCGAUCCCGAGGACGAGGACCUUAUGUGCGUCAACCGUCGAACGAAAAACUACUGUCCCACCGACUUCGGAGGUCCCUUAUUCUGCGACGGCCAGCUCUACGGCAUUGCCUUGGGCGCCAUCAACUGCUCCGAGAGCAAGCCCAUCGCCUUCAGCUACUUGCCGACCUAUACGAGCUGGCUGGACGAGGUUUGCCGGGGAUCGCAGCUGCUGAGCUCCCAAUGGCCGCUGCCCCUCACAUUCCUUAUCUGGGUUUUGGUCAACUUUCACUACGGUUUGGGGCCAGGGCUUAUCUAAAUCUCUCUUGAGGAAAACUCACGAAAAGCAUCCACCCCUUGCAAUUAAUCGAAAAUUGGGGGGAUAGCCCUAGGAAACUUUCGCCUGCAAUCCACCUGUUAAGUGCCACGUGUGGCAAAUGCCACACUUACUUUUGCCAGCGACUUUCCUUUCGACUGUAAACACAGUGAUUUCGACAACGGCUCCAAACUUUGCAACGCUGCAUAAAUCAGAAGAAACUGCCGAAAAAAGCUUAAUAAAUUUGUACAUAAAACAUGAUUGAUAAAGGCCAUAAAUAAUCCCAAUAAUAAAUAGAAAAUUGGUCAGAAAAAAGUAAAAGGCCGCGACACGGCAAUUUGAUGUAACAACCAAUCACUAUUAAUGGCCACGAAAAGCCGAAAAGGUAAAAGAAAUUGCACACACACGCGAGAUACUGAUUUGGCCAAAAAGAAAAGCCAACAGAAGUUAACAAAAACGAGUUUGGCGCUCGCCGCUGAACUCCCAUUGACUUUGGGGCCAGUGGAGACCUGGACCGGUUCUGUCAGUGGCUCAGUGGAUGGAAAGGCUGCCAUAAAUCAGCAAUAAUUAUCUUUUUUGUUGUUCUGCAAUUGGCCGAAAUGCAGGUAGCUCCGUAUCACAAUAGCUGAUAAAUCGAUGCUGAUAAAUUGAAAAUUACGAACACAAUGGGAUGCCGGGAUGAUAAGCUCUGACGAAAAUUGUUCAGAUACAAUACAUACCCACAUGACUGCAUACGGCAUUUGAUUUUUCCUUCUCUCCUGUGGAAAUUGCAUACCAAUUUGCGGUGCAUGGAGGACCGAGCCAUGGUAUCUGCCACUUUUCUUCAGCAAUCCUAGGAACUGAUGGGAACAAUGGGAUGAAUAUACCGGAAUGAUGUAUAUUAAAGUUAAUCCUUUGUUGACUUGUUCAAGGCAUUAAACAAAAAUAGCCCAAAAUAGUCCACUGCAACCCAAUCCUCUUCCCUGUAGAACGCUCCACCAGAAAUCAAAGUACCCGAAUCGAAAAAUUAUAGUCAAAAUCACGUUCUACACAAAAGACGCUUACGUGGCCAAAAAAUGGAAACAAUAGCCACAACAUGGAGCGUGCCAGGAUAUGGAGUCCCAAAUCUGAGUUGAUUUUUAUUGGGACGAGCGAGGGGCAUUAAAUUAAAUCUAUUUGCACAAUUUUUAGAGGGGAAAAGUGAAGUGAAAUGAUUUCAAUAGCCACACAUGGGCAGCAAAAAUGAAAUAAAAAUCACUCUUCACUUCAUGUUGGGGCAAGAGUUUCCGCCAAGGCACAGCCACUGAACCGGACAACGAUGCUUUGUGCCACAAGGCGGCACUGAAAACUGCAGACACGGCACCAAACAAGGAGCAAGACAGGAAUAGGACGGGAGACACUCCACCGAAAUUCUCGCCAGAGCUAAAUAAAUAAAUAUCACUGGACAACGGGAAUGGAUAAAAAAUAGAUUUGUGCGGUGAAUAAACACAUGGACAUGGAUAUGCAGGAGGAGCGUAUGUCGACACAACGUCUCGAAUCGGUGGCGUUGGAUUUCAUAGUCGGGAAUGCGACAUUGCCCAACUUUAGCUCCGGACUCCGGACUCAGCUUGA
Messenger RNA from Drosophila bipectinata, 2598 nucleotides. RefSeq names its product serine protease ami. Lineage: Eukaryota; Metazoa; Arthropoda; Insecta; Diptera; Drosophilidae. Gene Ontology annotation, molecular function: serine-type endopeptidase activity. The record is from RefSeq and is a predicted model, not a curated record. Gene Ontology annotation, biological process: proteolysis.